Messenger RNA from Manis javanica (Malayan pangolin), 4485 nucleotides. RefSeq names its product Wnt family member 3 (gene WNT3). NCBI's taxonomy places the organism in Eukaryota, Metazoa, Chordata, Mammalia, Pholidota, Manidae. Gene Ontology annotation, molecular function: cytokine activity; frizzled binding. Gene Ontology annotation, cellular component: extracellular region. Gene Ontology annotation, biological process: cell fate commitment; neuron differentiation; multicellular organism development. The record is from RefSeq and is a predicted model, not a curated record.
GCGGCAGCUCGAACUAGGGCGAGGGGCGCGGGGCGGAGAGGAGCCGGGGCCGGGAGAGACCCCGGGCGAGGGGCCUCAGGCCUUGGCCGGCUCCCGUCCGCAGCGCGCCGGCCGCACUGAGCUGACGCGCCGCUCCGCACUCGCCGGCGGCCUGCGGGUGCAAGUGGGACGCACCCCUCCUCUGCAGAUGGCGCUGGGACCACCAGGGCCUGCAGUGGCUACGAGGGGUUACCAGCCUAGGCGCCCUUCUCGUCUGCUGAGCAUUGAUGUCAGCACUCAGAACGGGAGUCACGCCCCGGAAAGGAGGCGUGAGCCCUGGCUUCUAGGCCAGAGAGGCAUCUUGCGACCUGAGUGACUUUGGGCAGGUCACCUCCCCGCUCUGGGUUCCUCGCCUGUAAGGAGAUGGCUGGUCUACAGUUCUCAGACCUUUGUCCCCUAAACGUCAAUGUCUGUUAAAUGGGCCUAUGCCACCCGUGAAUCAGCCUUUGUUCACGCCAUUGCCUCGGCUGGUGUGGCCUUUGCUGUCACACGCUCCUGUGCUGAGGGCACCUCCACCAUCUGCGGCUGUGAUUCCCAUCAUAAGGGGCCACCUGGCGAGGGCUGGAAGUGGGGCGGCUGCAGCGAGGACGCCGACUUCGGGGUGCUAGUGUCCCGGGAGUUUGCGGAUGCACGUGAGAACAGGCCGGAUGCACGCUCAGCCAUGAACAAGCACAACAAUGAAGCGGGUCGCACGACCAUCCUGGACCACAUGCACCUCAAGUGCAAGUGCCAUGGGCUGUCAGGCAGCUGCGAGGUCAAGACCUGCUGGUGGGCACAGCCUGACUUCCGUGCCAUUGGUGACUUCCUUAAGGACAAAUAUGACAGUGCCUCGGAGAUGGUGGUAGAGAAGCACCGCGAGUCCCGCGGCUGGGUGGAGACCCUCCGCGCCAAGUACGCACUCUUCAAACCGCCCACUGAGAGGGACCUGGUCUACUAUGAGAACUCCCCCAACUUUUGCGAGCCCAACCCUGAGACAGGCUCCUUCGGCACCAGGGACCGAACUUGCAAUGUCACCUCCCACGGCAUCGAUGGCUGCGACCUGCUCUGCUGUGGCCGUGGCCACAACACAAGGACGGAGAAGCGGAAGGAGAAGUGUCACUGCAUCUUCCACUGGUGCUGCUAUGUGAGCUGCCAGGAGUGCAUCCGCAUCUACGACGUGCACACCUGCAAGGCACUGGGAGCGGGUGAAGCAUGUGGCUGGGCAGAUUCAACGAAGUUCUGUGGGAAGCAGGACCUAGAGCCAGGCUCAGCCCCCCACGUCAGACAGCAAGGAAUCGGACUGCUGCCAGGUGCACGUGUGGUAAAUCCCCUGGAUCCAAUCCGCCUGCUGACUGGGAGGCCUCCCUCCUUCUCAUCUUAAGUUUCUCACCCUACUCUGGAUGGUGUGUGGUUUUUAAAGAAGGGGCUUUCUUUUUAGUUCUCUAGGGUCUGAAAGGAAUAGACCCAAGGCUUAUCUUUGCACAUGUUAAAGAAAAUAAAAAUGGAAAAAAAAAUUCUACUCCAACAGAACAGGCAGGUCUAAUGUGAGCUCUCUGCCUAGUGGUAAAGACAUCAGCGUGGGCCAGAUUCUGUCUCCAGACUGCUUCUUAUGGUGACAUGCAAGAUGCCUGUGAGGUGGGAGUCAUGGAAGAAGACAAAGCCCCCCAGUCUCCUUUCUUCUGUCUACUCCCAUUCAAACCUGAUACUUUCACAUUCUGAUAAAAGCCAUAGGUUUAGCUAGGAUAAAGGGGUAGGGAGGCCCAAGGCAAUUGUUAGAGUAAGAUUUUGAAUUUCGAAGAACUAGGAGUUCUAGGGGACUUGGCAAACUGUUUGAAGAGCAGCUUCUCAGUCUCAUUUUCUCCGUAGCCCUGUUCUGCACAAGAGGCUCUUGUGAACUGAAGUCAGAUCUCCAUCUUUUGCUGCCAUUCUGCAGUUUCCACCAUUAAUGCAGUAUGGUUUUUGUGGCGGAUCUUGUAAAUAGGUUAUGUACAGGGUGGGGAUGACAGGAGCAAGCCUUCUCCAGUUCAAAUGCCUUCCUAAAGAAAGAAGUGGUAUCUUUAGAAGGGGCCAUUCAAUCCCUCCCAGACCUGCUCACCUCAGUCUCCAUAAAAACAACUCUAGUAGAGCAGUUGGACUCUAGGUCACCUUAGUAUAAAUUAGACAGAGGGUCAGAGAGAGAGAAUAGCAAUCUAUCCCUGAAGUUCCAAUUUUGCAACUAGUAGAUAGGGAGGAAAAAAAUGAUUCUUUCAUUUCCUCUCCAAUAAGGAUACAUCUUUCUGCAUCCUUUUCUUUCUUUGGCCUGUGUGAGUAAAUAGAACUACCAAGUUCUUUCACAGAGACCUUCCAGGCUCCCCUGUAUGCUAGGGUAGCAUCAAUCCAUGCAGUUACCAAGGGUCAGGAUUAGGUGUGCAAAGGGGGAGAAGCACUCACUUGCUCCCUUGGAUAGAGCAUCUCACAGCUGAGGUCUCCUCGCUCCACACUGGUCCUCUAGAAUGUCCCAAAGGAAGCUAGCACAAUGGAAGCAAACAGAUCUGACAGUAUGAAUCAAGCCACCAGCUCUAGCUAAAGGGGACCCAGAAAGAGAGGCAGCAGGGCCAUAGAAAAGAACAUGGUUUUUCUUCCUCUGCCCUCUUCUCUCUUUGGUCUCCUCACACUGACCUAACAUACCAGGUCAAGUGACCUUCCUGCUUGCUCGGGCAGGCUUGCCAAGAUGGCCAUGCCUACACUCUCGAAUCUGCUGGCAACGAGCCUUGCUAAAGACACACAUCCCAUUCCCUCUACAGAGAGUCUGAAAUGCCCCUGCCCAUCUCAGCUUAGACUGAAAAGUUUUAAAACAUGUCAACGGGAUAAUGCUUGCUUUGUGUGGCAGUUUUUCAGCAGAAUGGAUACAAAUUUUCAAAACAGUCUUUUCAUAUCUAUGUAUUCUAUAUUAAAAGUGAUAAAGUCAUGUUUCUGGGACGUAUUCAAGUAGCUGACAAGUAAUUAUUUAAUAAUAGUACAUUGAGUGCAUUGUAAUUAUUCCCGACGUAGUCAGGUAAUAGUAUCCAAUGGAAAUUUCCUACCACCCUGCUGUAUCCAAAGUUUUGUAAAAAGCUGUAGAAGUUGUUGAUCUUUUUGAUUUUAUAUUCAAAAAGUCUCUUUUUAUAAAUAUUAUUUAUUAUACAAUGUAUAUACCUUUGAGUUAACUAAGAUUAUAUAUAUUAUAUAAAUAUAUAUAUAUUUGGAGAAAAUAUAUUUCAUCAUGCAGUUUUUUUCUGUUAAGUCAUUAAAGAAAAGGUAAACAAACUUCAAAUGGAUACAUUGUACAAUGUGUGGAGUUUCCAGAUUAAUGCUCAGGAGUCAAGAAUACCCGAUUCUGAAAGUGGUGGCCUCAUCUUUCACCCUUAAAUUAGUGGCCCAAAUUGAUGUCAUGUCCUAUGUUCUCUAAACCAGAUUAUCUGAGAUGUCAUAUAAGUAGGUCUGAUCUACUAUAGGACUUCUUACAGGCUUUGUUCUAAAUCAAUUCUAACAAACAAUUUCCAGUUUUAGAAAUAAACAGUUUGGGCAGUUAAUUCAUUUCAUAGAGUCUCACACUCUAUAUGCACAAAUUACUACCUGACACUCAAAGAUGCAGCUCAAGGCCAGCAGACCAUGGGGUUGGCCACUGGCUUAAUCCUUUCCUUCCCUAUGUUUUCAGCUCUAUUUAUUGGGAGAAGAGGAUAUUGCUUUAUUGAAAAUGACACUUGACUGGAGUUGCUCUCGCCUGACAGCUCCACUGAGAGCUAAACUGAGAGGGGUAGGUUGGCUGGGAAGACGAAAUGGUGUCCCUGGGCUCUGAGUUGUCUGGAACAGGUGUCACUUGAAGUUUUAUACUGGUUUGGGCAGAAGGGACCUACCAGUGGGCAUGCCAUGGGGAAGGGCAUUCUCUCCUUGGACUGUUGCUUCAAAAGGACUCCACUGAAGCUCACAAGUCAUGCCUGCUCAACAAGAGGCUACAACUCAGUUUUAUGAUGCAGACAAUCCUUUGGUCUCCAGACCUACCCAUAAAAUGUCACCUUUGGUUUAUCUGGCACAGCUGAAGUGUUUUCUUUUUCUUUCCCCCGAUUUACCUUUAUUAGGGACAAAUCUUACUUGUCUCACUUCAUAGCAAAAAAAUAACAGAAAAAUAAAGCAGUCAGCCUUAUGCGGUGGUGAUGGGCUACACUGUGCUCCAUUCAGACCUCCACUCUUAGAUUAGGAAUGGCUACUAGAAGUUCACAAACUUUAUUUUGCCCAUGAUGUGUCUUUAUCUAGUUCCUGAAAAGCUUAAACCACAAAUGGUUGUUUCAGCUGUGCAAGAAACUGGACAGGGAGAGUAUACAGCUCUCCCCCAUGUCUUACAGUUUUGGUCAUUGUAUUUCACUUUUACUUAAAGCUAACACACUCAUCUACACCAGCAUUCUGGGUACUUUUUUUUUUUUUAACCUAUCAAGGCUGCCAAAUACUUAA